Gymnodraco acuticeps is the source of this 2124-nucleotide messenger RNA. RefSeq names its product DnaJ heat shock protein family (Hsp40) member B11 (gene dnajb11). Gene Ontology annotation, biological process: protein folding; protein maturation. Gene Ontology annotation, molecular function: misfolded protein binding. The coding region runs from base 132 to 1214 and encodes 360 amino acids. The record is from RefSeq and is a predicted model, not a curated record. The transcript has 10 exons. Lineage: Eukaryota; Metazoa; Chordata; Actinopteri; Perciformes; Bathydraconidae. Gene Ontology annotation, cellular component: endoplasmic reticulum.
CUUCAGGGCGGGAUCUCUCUGACAGGAGGAAGAAGCUCUGGGUGACUGGCAGCCGGGGAUCCAACCUUCAAAAGCCGGCUGGUCUUUAUUCGCUACUUCCUUUACAUUUUUUUUUACAUAAACAGGGAUCUAUGGCUUCCAAAGGGAUGAAUCUGUGCAACGUUUGCUGCCUGCUUCUCUACGUUAUUUCGGCGGUGCUUGCAGGGCGAGAUUUCUAUGCUAUCUUGGGGGUGACAAAGAGUGCAUCAAUCAGGGACAUAAAGAAGGCCUACAGAAAGCUGGCUCUUCAGUUACACCCCGACAGAAACCAGGACGACCCCAACGCUGCAGACAAAUUUGCAGAUUUGGGAUCAGCUUAUGAGGUGCUCUCAAACGAGGAGAAUAGGAAACAGUAUGACGCGUACGGAGAAGACGGACUCAAAGAGGGUCACCACGGCUCACACAACGACAUCUUCUCCAGCUUCUUUGGUGACUUUGGGUUCAUGUUUGGAGGAAACCGACAGCAGCAGGACAGGAACAUCCCCAGAGGAAAUGACAUCAUACUCGACCUGGAGGUCACGCUGGAAGAGGUGUACUCUGGGAACUUUGUGGAGGUUGUACGUGUAAAGCCAGUCGCUAAAGAAGCGCCCGGCAAGAGGAAGUGUAACUGCCGGCAGGAGAUGAGGACGACUCAGCUCGGACCCGGGCGCUUCCAGAUGACUCAGGAGAUGGUGUGUGACGAGUGUCCCAAUGUCAAGCUGGUGAAUGAAGAGAGGACGCUGGAGGUAGAAAUUGAACAGGGCGUGAGAGAUGAAAUGGAGUACCCCUUCAUUGGAGAAGGGGAACCUCACAUCGACGGGGAACCUGGAGAUCUACGUUUCCGCAUCAAAGUGCUGAAACACCCAGUGUUUGAGCGCAGAGGAGACGACCUGUACACCAACGUCACCAUCUCAUUGGUGGAGGCUCUGAUCGGCUUCGAGAUGGACAUCUCACAUCUGGACGGACACAAGGUCCAUAUAGUGAGAGAUAAGAUCACAAAGCCUGGAGCUCGGAUGUGGAAGAAAGGAGAAGGUCUGCCAAACUUUGACAACAUCAACAUCCGAGGGUCCCUCAUCAUCUCCUUCGACGUGGAGUUCCCUCAGACGCAGCUCGACGAUCAGCAGAAAGACGGUAUCCGGGGUCUUCUGAAGCAGGGCUCUGUACAGAAGGUUUAUAACGGACUACAAGGAUACUAACACACACAACCUGGACUGAGAUAUCUGACACACACACACACACACACACACCCUCUCUCUAUCAUGAGGACUGUGCUCCAUAGUUCUGACCAGGGUGUAUUUAUUAUUUCAGAUUGUUCUCAGGGUGGCUUGAACCCAACUGGUUUUUAAUGUUCUACAUUUUGGCAGCAGUGGCACACUUGCAGAUGUUUUAUUUGAACUGUAUCAAACGGAGAAGAUGCCAUGUCUUUGCACAUCUGUGUCCCCACGUUAUAUAGUAAUAAGGCCUUUUUUUUUGUUCAUUUUAAAAAGCCGAUUCACAUAUUUCUAUCCGAGAGAAGUUAAACAAACACUGUUUAUGGGUCGACCGCUGAGUACGGCCGACAUCUGCUGAAGGACGAGCUGCUGACAAACAUCUGGAGAAGAAGAGAAACAACAACCUGUGAAACACCAGCAGAUGUUCUGCUAUUUUUUAUUAGUUUUAUGAAUGUAACAGCUCCAUCUGUUCACUGACUUUGCUCUGGUCAGAUUCCUGUUCAAUAACACUUUGUAAAUAAGGAAGAAAAAAAAGCUCAUUUGUUGUGUUUUCCUAAUUUAUGUCGCCUCUUCUGUUUACUCAUUGCAACUGUCUGCAUUGCAAACCCCCACAUGUACUGUUCAAAGAGUUGACCUCUUUCAUAAAACAGUGCAUUUUUAAUAUGUUGGAGGAAAUGAGGGUAGUUUGCAUAUCCUCCAGUGCCACUAUAGGAACAUGUUGUUUUUCAAAUUGACCUCAGACCAGGAAGCAUCCAAUUUGGUGACAUUUAGGAAUUCACUUCUCUCUGUUUUUACUGUCGACUGCAGCGCUGCCUCCCGAUGUUAUGAGUGUCAAGGCCUUAUGGGGAUGAUGUACUUUUGACUUAUGAUAUAAAUAAAGAUUUCUACACGUUCU